Lycium barbarum (goji berry) is the source of this 1034-nucleotide messenger RNA. Its product is annotated as auxin-responsive protein IAA1-like. The record is from RefSeq and is a predicted model, not a curated record. The coding region runs from base 88 to 717 and encodes 209 amino acids. Gene Ontology annotation, cellular component: nucleus. Lineage: Eukaryota; Viridiplantae; Streptophyta; Magnoliopsida; Solanales; Solanaceae. Gene Ontology annotation, biological process: regulation of DNA-templated transcription. Gene Ontology annotation, molecular function: protein binding. The transcript has 5 exons.
UUUUUCAAUAUCCAACAGAUAUCAAUUUCACCAAACAAUCCAAAAGAAUUUGUGGCCUACCAAAGUGGAAAGCAAAAGAAAAAAAAAAUGUCAUCGGAAAGAGCUAAAUCAACGAACCACUUGCGGGAGACAGAUAACUCCGGCCUCAAUUAUGAAACUGAACUCACUCUCGGUUUACCCGGCGAAUCAAGAAAGCAAAUCUCCGGCACAAAACGUAGAACCUCCGACGUUACAGAAUUAAGCCUAGGAAGUUCUAAUAACUGCAAAGAUGAUCACUCAAAAAAUGAAAUCUCUACUGGAAGAGCCAAACCUCUUGCAAAGACACAAGUAGUGGGAUGGCCGCCUGUAAGAUCAUCCAGGAAGAACGUUAUAGAAAAGUGCAAGUACGUGAAGGUGGCAGUUGAUGGAGCUCCUUACUUGAGAAAAGUAGAUCUGGAGAUGUACGACAGUUACCUGAAACUGUUAAAUGCUCUGCAAAAAUUGUUUACUAAUUGCUUAACUAUCUGUAAUUUUCAAAGUGAGAGCAAGCUUAUGGACCUUACAAAUGGUGUAGAAUAUGUACCAACUUAUGAAGAUAAAGAUGGGGACUGGAUGCUUGUUGGAGAUGUUCCUUGGAAAAUGUUUGUUGAUACGUGUAAGAGAAUCAGGUUGAUGAAGAGCUCGGAGGCUGUUGGAUUAGCUCCAAGGACACCCGUGAAAUCCUCGAGUACAAGUUAAAUAAAGAAGCCUACGUCUCAUCCUAAUUACCCAAAUUAUAUAACUGCAUGUACAGAUACUAAUGGGGAUUAAGGCUAUUCCCCUAUGCCUUACUUUAAUUCUAGGAAAAUAGGAUAAGGAAUAUAAUGAAUAGAUAUUAGGCAAUUAUUUACGUAUAAGUGUAAUUUUGUACUAUGAACCUUCCUGUGUGAGUGAAGAGGACCAUUUUUGUUAUUAUUGUAUUUGCGCGUAUGUUUUUGUUGUCACAAUUGUAGAAGAAGUAACCUAUUUGUAAUCUGGUACGAUUUGUGUUAAAAUGAUAAAGUUGAAUUGACAGA